AAACUGUAUUUCAGUUGUGGUCUGUAGUUGCAAAAGACGUGGUUUUCCCCCCAGUCUAGCCGAGGCGGAGAAGUCCUCGGUUUCAUUGUGCGGGUCCGCCAACAGUCGCAGUACCGCGCAGCAAACAGCAGGCAGCUGUCCGGAGCGCCAUGGCUCAGUUCGGAGGCCAGAAGAACCCGCCGUGGGCGGCGCAGUUCGCGGCCACGGCGGUGUCCCAGCCCGGCCAGUCCCUGGACAUCAACAGCUUGCACUCUCUGGGAGUCCAGCCGCCCUCUCUCCUGGGGGCCUCUCCCGGGAUGUACUCCCAGCAGUCCGCGCUGGCGGCCGCCGGCCUCAACACGCAGUCCGCCGCCAGCUACCAGCUGUCCCAGCAGACCGCCGCCCUGCAGCAGCAGGCGGCCGCCGCCGCCGCCGCGGCCCUGCAGCAGCAGUACCAGCAGCAGCAGCAACAACAGCAGCAGCAGCAACAACAACAACAGCAGCAGCAGCAGCAACAGCAGCCACCCCCUCAGCAGGCACUCUACAGCGUUCAGCAGCAGAUGCAGCAGCCCCAGCAACCCUUGCUUUCACAGCCUCCAGUGGCCUUGCCUACUAGUCUGAGCCUGUCUAACCCUCAGCCAGCUGCCCAGAUCACAGUCUCCUAUCCAACACCAAGAUCCAGCCAGCAGCAGACCCAGCCGCAGAAGCAGCGUGUGUUCACCGGAGUCGUCACUAAACUGCAUGACACCUUUGGAUUUGUAGAUGAAGAUGUCUUUUUUCAACUAAGUGCUGUGAAGGGGAAGACCCCGCAGGUGGGCGACCGCGUUCUGGUUGAAGCUCUGUACAAUCCUAACAUGCCUUUCAAGUGGAAUGCCCAGAGGAUACAGACUCUACCUCAGAUCGCUCCGCAGUCGAGCCAGCCCCCAGGGCCGACCAUGAUGAAGACUGGCCCGACCAUGAUGCAGUCCCUGCCUCCGCCCACCACCUUCAGCGUUCCUGCCCAGGCUCCUCCUCCUUCCUUGCUCCAGGCGCAGCUGUCAGCCGCUUCUCUGGCGCCACUGCUGCAGAACCCACCGCAGCCCCUGCUGCCCCAGCCGCCCCCCAAAGACUGUGUGUUCUCGGGAGGUCUGCUCCAGCCGCCAGUGCGCAUGAUGCCCCAGCCCCAGCCGGCCCGCAGGCUGGAUCCCACACCCAGGUUCCCUGGACGCAAUGACAGGGCGGACCUCAUGAUCAGGAAAGAUGACCGCAGCCGCGAGAGGGACCGAGACAGGCGGCGGUCCCGCGAACGCUCCCCCACACGCAAGCGCUCUCGAGAUCGCUCUCCUCGCAGAGACAGGUCCCCAAGGAGGCCUCGCAGAGUUGUCCCACGAUACACUGUGCAGUUCUCCAAAUUCUCCCUCGACUGCUCUAACUGUGACAUGAUGGAGCUCAGAAGACGUUACCAGAACCUGUACAUCCCCAGCGAUUUCUUUAAUGCGGAGUUCACCUGGGUGGAUGCCUUCCCUGUGUCCCGACCCUUUCAGUUUGGAAAUUAUUGUAACUUUCACAUCAUGCACAAAGAGGUGGAUCCUCUGGUAAAGAACACUGCAGUACUGGAUCCUGCAGAUGCCAAUCACUCAUACAGCGCAAAGGUGAUGCUCUUGGCAAACCCAAGCUUAGAGGAUCUCUAUCAUAAGUCUUGUGCCCUUUCUGAGGAUCCACAGGAGCUGAGGGAUUCGUUUCAGCAUCCAGCACGACUGAUAAAGUUCUUAGUCGGAAUGAAAGGCAAGGAUGAAGCCAUGGCCAUUGGAGGGCAUUGGUCUCCUUCACUUGAUGGAGCUGACCCAGAAAAUGAUGCAUCUGUCCUGAUAAAGACUGCUAUACGUUGUUGUAAGGCACUCACAGGCAUUGACCUGAGUAUGUGCACGCAGUGGUAUCGUUUUGCAGAGAUUCGCUAUCACCGCCCUGAGGAGACACACAAGGGGCGUACAGUUCCUGCUCAUGUGGAGACAGUGGUUUUAUUUCUCCCGGAUGUUUGGCAUUGUCUUCCUACCCGCUCAGAAUGGGAGUCGCUCUCCCGAGGAUUCAAGGAGCAGCUGGCAGAGAAGCUCCUGGCUGAACGAAAGGAGGCUGAUGGAGAACAGGAGGAAGAAGAGAAAGACGAAGAAGAAUCAAAAGAAAUAUCCACUCCUACCCACUGGUCCAAACUUGAUCCGAAGUCAAUGAAGGUGAACGAUCUGCGUAAGGAGUUGGAAAGCCGUAGUUUGAGCUCCAAAGGUCUGAAAUCCCAGCUGAUUGCUAGGCUCACCAAACAGCUGAAGGUAGAGGAGCAGACUGAUGAGGCGAAGGAGCCAGAGAAACCUGAGGCCCUGGCAGAAGUGGAGGAGGAGCCGUCUAGGGUAGAGGAAGACAAAGAGGAAGAAGAAAGAAAACGUCAAGAGGAACAAGAGCGACAGCGUCGGGAGAGGCGCUACGUCCUGCCAGAGGAGCCCACCAUCAUUGUUCAUCCCAACUGGGCAGCCAAGAAUGGCAAGUUUGACUGCAGCAUCAUGUCCCUGAGUGUCCUUCUGGACUACAGGCUGGAAGACAACAAAGAACAUUCAUUUGAAGUUUCCCUUUUUGCAGAGUUGUUCAAUGAAAUGCUCCAAAGGGAUUUUGGUUAUAGAAUCUACAAAGCUCUGGCCUCCGUACCUCUGAAGGAUGAGAAAAAGGAGAAGAAAGACAAGGCAAAAAAAGAGGCCGAGAAAAAGGAAGCAGAGAAGAAGGAAGCUGAGAAAAAAGAAAUGAAAAAAGAAGUAAAAGAGGAGAAGGAAGAUGAAAACGGGGAACCAUCUGUGAAAAAAAUUAAAUGUGCUGAUGAGAAGGAGGAUAAAAAGGAAGAUGAGAAGGACCAGGAAAAAGAAGUGAAGAAAGAGGAAUCUAAAGACGAGGAGGAUAAUGAAGAGGAGAGCAGUAACAUGAACGCAGAGGAGUAUGACCCCAUGGAGGCUGAGGAAGCAGAUGAUGACGAUGAUGACGACAAAGAUGAUGAAGAUUCAAAUGGAAGAGACAAAAGGGAUGACAGAAGAGAUGACAGGAAAUCUAAAGAGAGGUCUUCAAAAGACAAGGAAAAGGAGAAGAAACAAAUGGUAACAUACAAUAAAGACCUUUUAAUGGCUUUUGUGUACUUUGAUCAAAGUCACUGCGGAUAUCUGCUUGAAAAGGACGUUGAAGAAAUCAUGUACACUCUCGGGCUGCACCUUUCCAGAGCACAGGUGAAGAAAUUGCUCAAUAAACCAGUUGUUAGGGAAUCGUGCUUUUACCGGAAACUAACUGAUCGACCAAAAGAUGAACCAGCCCCACUCACUGCUGAGGCCCAGCAGGACAACCUUUUAGGAAACAAACUACUGCUGUCCUCCCAUAAAGCCAAGUCGCAACCCAGUGAAUCUCAAGGCUCUGGCGGUCUCUUCGUAUAUAAUGGCGCCAUGGUCGACGUGGGCAGCCUGAUGCAGAAACUGGAGAAGAGUGAGAAAGCCAGGGAAGAGAUUGAACAGAAGCUCCUUCUACAGGAGGCCAAGAGCGAAGAAAAUGGAAAACUCAUCUUGCAGCUGGAGACUAGCAACAGGAGCCUUUCUGCUGAGCUUGAAGAAAUUAAAAAUGACCUUAGUCAAACAGAAGAGAAUUUGAAAGCUUCAGAAGAAAAGAGAUCCCGCUUUGAAGACCAACUGCACUCAACAGUCAGUCAUUUGAAGGUUUUAACAGAAGAAGUGCAGUGUGUUCUAAAAAAGGACAUUUCUCCCUCUGAAGAUAGUGACCAAAAAUCACAAGAGAAUGGGUCUGAUGAGUCAUGAAACAGCCUUUCCUAUAAGACCGAUUCCAUUAGAUAGUGCUGUAAAUAACUCGAUGCUGAAAAGACCAUAAUGCAUGUCUUAAGUAGUGAUUUGGUCAUUGCUAUGUACAGUUUUAUGAAUGAGUGUUGUCUUAUCAUAAAAACUGCUUGUAAUUCAGCUGAGAAUUAUUACCACUUGAAAAUAUUUUUCUGCUGCAUAAAGUUGUAGGUUCAAAUGUAUUUUAAUUAUAAUAAAACUUAAGUUUAAGUUUAUUACAAAAUUAAAAAUACUUUGGUCAAAAAAUGUGUUCUUGUGGCAGUAUUGUUGAAUUUUAGAAGCCAUUUUUUCAGUUUUUUUCAAUUUAGCAAAAUUUAACUUGGUUCUGUUUCUUAAAAAUUACUAAUUAAACUAU
Molecule: messenger RNA, 4179 nt
Organism: Lepisosteus oculatus (spotted gar)
Lineage: Eukaryota; Metazoa; Chordata; Actinopteri; Semionotiformes; Lepisosteidae
Gene: ccar1
Product: cell division cycle and apoptosis regulator 1
Biological process (GO): regulation of DNA-templated transcription
Cellular component (GO): nucleus
Source: RefSeq, a predicted model, not a curated record